UUUGUAUGUACAAAUACAAUAUACAAGUCACACUUUAGCUCCACUCAACUCCACUCCACUACAUUCUCGAUAUUAAUCGCAUCAUCUCCACAAACGCACAAUAACCCCUCUUCCUUCUCUUCCUCCUACAUCCAAGAAAAUGAACAUACCAAGAAAAAGCAAGUUUAUACUAAUAAUACCAGUCACAAUUCUCACCAUAUUCUUUCUUAUACAUAAACCCACCUUCAAAACCUCUCAAAAACCUCACAUUAAUCUUCACGUUGUAAACCAUCUUCAACUUGCACAAUCCCAUUGUGAUGGCACCCUUUACCCUGACCUUUGCAUUACUACGCUCUCCACCAUUCCUCAUCUCCAUAAGAAGUCAUUAACAGAGAUCCUCCGCUAUACGAUUACGGUUACCGAGGCUAUAGUCCGCACCUCCACUGCGAAUGUAUCGAGCCUCGAGGCUGGCAACGGACACACAUUGAGUCGGUUGCAGCACAUUGCAGUGAAGGACUGCCUCGAACUCCUAGGCGACACGUCGGACCAGCUCGAGACAGUCCUCGAUGAAACAGAAGACCAGUGUGACCUGACCCAGAAUUUGAGCAAUGGUCUUACCUUUUUAAGUGCGGCUAUGACCAACCAGUUCACUUGCUUGGAUGGGUUCGACGUAGGGUCGAACGGGACCAUACGACGGUUCAUCCAAACAGGUAUAUACAACAUCUCAAACCACGUCAGCAACUCCCUCGUCAUGCUGAAGAAGAUCCGUGGACCCCGCCACUGCAAGCACAAGACAAUGUCGUCGCUUCCCUACGAUGAUGUUAACGGGCUAGACCGGGCUGGGUUUCCGGGCUGGAUGAUGAAGAAGAACCGACGGCUGUUACAGACGGCAACUCCACCCGGGAACGGGACGACAACCCGGGUGGACCUAGUGGUUGCAAAGGACGGUUCUGGUAAUUUCACGACCAUCAAAGAGGCGGUGCACGCGGCCCCGAAGAAGAGUGCCACUAGGUUUGUGAUAUACAUAAAGGCGGGAGCUUAUUUUGAAAAUGUGGAGGUUGACAAAAAGAAGACAAAUAUAAUGUUCCUAGGAGAUGGAAUUGGGAAGACGCUUAUUAAGGCAAAAAGGAACGUUGUUGAUGGAUACACUACUUUCAGGUCUGCUACUCUUGGAUGGAGUAAUUCAAUGGAUCGAUGUGGGUUUAUGAUCAAGUUAAAAAAAGCGGUAGUUGGAGCUGGCUUCAUAGCAAAAGGCAUAACAGUAGAAAACUACGCAGGACCAACAAAACAUCAAGCAGUUGCUCUAAGAAGUGGAUCAGAUCUCUCUGCAUUCUACCAAUGCAGCUUUAUAGGCUAUCAAGACACCUUAUACACCCAUUCGCUACGACAAUUCUACAGAGAGUGCGACAUUUAUGGGACGGUAGACUUUAUAUUUGGUAACGCAGCUGUUGUGUUCCAAAACUGCAACUUAUAUGCUCGGGAGCCACUUUCGAACCAAAAGAAUGUGUACACUGCUCAGGGCCGACAUGACCCGAAUCAAAACACUGGAAUUUCCAUCUUAAACUGUAAGGUCGCGGCAGCAGCUGAUUUAGCACUUAACAAGACGGCUUACAAAACAUUCCUAGGCCGACCAUGGAAGAAUUACUCUAGGACUGUCAUUAUGCUGUCGAAUAUCGAGGAUGUUGUUGAUCCUGCUGGUUGGUUAGAGUGGUCUGGUGAUUUCGCAUUAAGCACACUCUAUUAUGGAGAGUACAAUAAUAGAGGACCGGGAGCGGAAACUAGUGGAAGGGUUACAUGGCCAGGUUAUAGAGUCAUCAAUAUCACCGAUGCAACCAACUUUACAGUAGGGAAUUUUAUCUCAGGUGGUGAGUGGCUGCCUCCUUACGGUAUUCCCUACUAUCUCAAUUGGACUAGCUAGUAAUUGUUCGACAGUCAAAUUAAGUUUUUGUUUUAAAUCAAUUGUUUGAUUUUUAGCCUAACAACGUACUCAUUGUAGCAACAUUGGCAACAUCAAAUCAUACUAUUGGGUAGUACGUA
This is a messenger RNA of Spinacia oleracea (spinach), 2016 nucleotides long. RefSeq names its product pectinesterase. Bases 140 to 1897 code for a protein of 585 amino acids. Gene Ontology annotation, molecular function: pectinesterase activity; enzyme inhibitor activity. NCBI's taxonomy places the organism in Eukaryota, Viridiplantae, Streptophyta, Magnoliopsida, Caryophyllales, Amaranthaceae. Gene Ontology annotation, biological process: cell wall modification. The record is from RefSeq and is a predicted model, not a curated record. The transcript has 3 exons.